Molecule: messenger RNA, 905 nt
Organism: Falco peregrinus (peregrine falcon)
Lineage: Eukaryota; Metazoa; Chordata; Aves; Falconiformes; Falconidae
Gene: C21H6orf136
Product: chromosome 21 C6orf136 homolog
Exons: 5
Coding region: 163-816 (217 amino acids)
Source: RefSeq, a predicted model, not a curated record
CUGGAGCCCACCCGGGGCCAUGGCUCGGCACUGCCCCUGCUGCCCCCCCGGCACCGCUGCGGCACCCCCCGCCCCGGCUCCCCGGCAGCCCCCGCGCUCGAGCCUUGUCCCCACCGGAGGGGCUGGAAGGUGGCAUCACCACGGUGGACGGGCAGCGGGAAGAUGACAUCGCCAGUGCGCGAUGGCCCUGCCACCGCUGCCGCCGUCCUCCUCCUCCUGCGACCCCCAUCUCCCUUCCUGGCCCCCGCCGGGCCCCCCCGCCGCCCCCCACCCAGCAUGGAGGAGCACUUGGCCGUCAUGCACCAGAAGCUGCAGGACGAGCUCCCCCAUUUCUUCCUGAAAAUCCCCGACUACAGCCUCUACUCCCCCGACGUCGAGUUCAUCAACCACCUCCUGCACCUCCACACGCACGGGCGGCCCAUGUACCAGGUGGCGGUGGCGCUGUGCCGGGCGGUGGCCUGGGCUUAUUUCGCCAGUUUGCGGCUGGAGGUGCUGGCGCUGACCCGGCACCCCGAGGACUGGAGCAUCCGGGCGCGCUGGCGCCUGACGGGGCUGCCCCUCCACCUCUGCCUGCUGCGCUUCUACCGCCGCGACAAGCGCCAGCUCCUGCGGUCCUACGAUGCCUUCUCCACCUUCUUCCUCAACUCGCAGGGGCUCAUCCGCUGCCACCGAGUGGACAAGCUGAUGCCAGCCCCCACAGCCGUGACCGAGGCUAAGAAGCUGCUGGUGGCAGCGGCGGUGGCGGUGGCACUGGCUGAGCCGGGACCGGCCUUACGCCUCGCCCUGAAGCCCUCCGCCACCUCGGGGGACACCUGAGCCCCCACAUCCCUGUCCCCUUUGUCACCCCCCACCCCCACCCUCCUCUUAACUUAAUGUACAGAAUAAAACCAGAGAAAGGAGCUGCC